CUCGUCACACUCUCAGCUGGCCAUGCUUCAGUCUUGGCCAAAACGCUGCGCGGUUUAUGCCGAAAGUUUAUUUUCCGUUCCGGAGGGCUGUGUUUGUUUCUGUGAUACGAUGUGCCUGGAUAUUUUGAGGCACAAGAAGAAGGUGUUGCUGCUGCUACUGCUGAUGGCCAUCGGCAGUAUUGUUUACUAUCUUUAUACCCUGAAAUUGGAGCGGGAGCGUGAUGGAUUUGUAACGGUGACUACUUCACGUUUGGAGCAUGAAGUUAAAGAAUUGCAGGCGGUUUUCGAGUCAGAGGUCAUUCCAGGUCUGGGAGCUUUGGGACGACCGGCGAGGGGCAAUUGGACUCAAGAGCAAUUGGAGGCCAUCGCAACGAGCCAGCGGGAAACGGGUUACAACGCUUGGCUCUCCAAACGCAUCUCACCUGAGCGAACGCUCUACGACAUGCGGCAUCGCAGCUGUAAAAAGCUCGAGUACCCGCUGGAAAAGCUCCCCUCGGUCAGUGCGGUGAUAACGUAUCACAAUGAGGAGGCGAGCGUGCUGCUGCGAACGCUGAGCAGCCUUAGGAGCCGGACUCCGAUUAUGCUGCUCAGGGAGAUAAUCCUGGUGGACGAUGGCAGUACCGUGGUGAACGAAACGCUCAAUGACUUCCUUAAGAUCAAGUUCCUGAACAUGGUUAAGCACAGCAGGAUUACCACUCAAGUUGGCUUGAUGCAUGCUAGAGUGGUGGGUGCUGAAAUGGCCCUGGCUGAUGUGCUAGUGUUUCUGGACUCCCAUGUGGAGGUCACCAAAGGAUGGCUGGAGCCACUUCUUGAUCCCAUGAUGAGAAACAACAGAACUUGCACUACUCCCAUAAUAGACACCAUUGACUUUGAUAACUUUGCUUAUAGAAGAGGAAAGCCAUCGCGAGGCUUCUUCAAUUGGCAAUUUAAUUAUAUACAAUUACCACUCCUCAAAGAGGAGGCAGUGGCCAUGCCAGCUCCCCACCAAAAUCCCAUUAUGAACGGAGGCCUUUUCGCAAUUGGCCGGGAAUGGUUCUUCGAACUCGGUGGCUAUGACAAGGGACUAAAGAUCUGGGGAGCCGAGCAAAUCGAACUAAGCCUGAAGCUGUGGUUGUGCGGAGGACAGAUUCUGGAGGUUCCCUGCUCAAGGAUUGGUCAUCUCUACAGAGAUGGAAACUUCAAAAUUCGCUAUACGGACAAGAAUUCAAAUAGUGAGAAGAAAAUCAUUUCAAGGAACUACCGACGAGUGGCUGAGGUUUGGUUGGAUGAAUUCAAGGACAAGUUGUUUGCCAACUUGCCACAUUUGACUGUGAUUUCCGCGGGAAAUCUUGCCGAGCAACGAGAGCUCAAGAAACGACUUCACUGCAAACCGUUCCAGUGGUUCUUGGAUAAUCUUGCACAGGACUUUCUGCAUCUGUAUCCCAUAAUAGACCCCGGAGAAUACGCCUCCGGAGUGAUACAAAGCGUAUCUUCACCGAAACUCUGUUUGGAUCGCUCAGAUACCCAAAAGCGUCGCCCCAAGCUAUCUCCAUGUAGUUCAGAUCAGGUUUUUCCGCAACCAGAGCAGCAUUGGAUCCUAACCAGCCGCCGGGAAUUGCGUUCCGGAAAUCUUUGCCUGGAAGUGCGCAACCAAGGAUUGGAAGUUCAUUUAUAUGAAUGCCAUGGCCAGAGUGGUAACCAGUUCUGGUCGUACGACUCCAAGACUCGCCAGGUGAUCUCUGGCCAGAUGUCAAACUCCAGAAAUUGUUUGGAAGCCCAGCCGGAUACGAAUGGCCUUACCUCAAGGGCCUGUGAUCCCAAGAACACCAAACAAAAAUGGAAAUUGGGUUACCAAAACGACGAAAAAUUGCUACACUUUUGGGACAAUGUCAAGACGAAGUAAUGGUAUCCUGGGAAAUUUAAUUGUAUUCCAACUUGCCAUGAAUAUUUUUUUUAUCUAUAAUUAGGUUUAAGUUUUAAAGCAGAAAUGCUUAAAUUUCUUUUUACGCCACAGCAUUUAGUUACACAAAUGCAAGAAAGCUUGCAUAUAUUUAGUGAUGCUCUUGUGUUGGUUUGCAGCUGUGCACUGAGAGAAAGAAAAACACAUUCUUUUUGUUUACAAAUUCAUCCCUCAUUUCAACACUCACGUCGAAGGUCCACUGCGAAAUAAACUCCAAAGUGGAAGCAGAAGUAAUAGGGAAUGAUUUCCAGUGCAAGUGUUCGAGGAUGAUCAAGGAAGAAAGAAGAACAGUUAGCGAAGGAAUGAGGAUGAGAGAGGAAAACAAAAAGGCGAGCGCUGAAAGCUUAAGGGAGAGCAAGCCUAUAUGAAGAGAGGAUUUACA
This is a messenger RNA of Drosophila eugracilis, 2321 nucleotides long. RefSeq names its product polypeptide N-acetylgalactosaminyltransferase 8 (gene Pgant8). Bases 23 to 1882 code for a protein of 619 amino acids. The transcript has 3 exons. Gene Ontology annotation, cellular component: Golgi apparatus. The record is from RefSeq and is a predicted model, not a curated record. NCBI's taxonomy places the organism in Eukaryota, Metazoa, Arthropoda, Insecta, Diptera, Drosophilidae.